AUCGUGCCGACUGUAGCCCCCCACACCCCUCCCGCCCCGCCAUUUACGUCGUACACUACACUUUUAUGCAGCUUCGGACGAAAUGCUUGAAGAACUACGUCAGGUACUGCGGGCAGUUGCCUUGUUGGCCCCCAAACGACAGUCUGGAGGACUUCUGGUGGUCGUCUGGUCUCAAGCAGAAGGUCACGGCCAGAAAUGCUGCUGUACAGUUGUAGCUACAGGUGGCUGGCACAAAAAGAUGUCAGAGAAAAAUCUACAAGCUGCUCUCACAGAUAUAAACGAAGGACUCCUUCCCAACCUGCUGUGGUCUGUGAUGCCUGAUCCUGAAGAAGUCAGCAGAUUCUCCAAUCUUUACGGUCCUGUGAAAUUAUCACUUACCUUUCAGAUGAAAGAUGUUCGUAUAUCUCCGGAGUGCCAAGCUCACGUGGAAUCUUUCCUACACACGUUCAGUUUGGUAAAUGCAGCGAUAGAAGUUCAGCUCAUAAUUAACUUAAGUCUUCAGAAGUUCCGGAAAAGCUUCAGGGCUAAGUUUAGGAGCAAAGUUUCCCUGCCAGAUCAACCACCUGCAGUUCUGGAUGCCACCUGUGUCGCCAUACCUCACGUGUGUGUGGGCGGGGGUCCCUGGUGUGCUGGAGGUCAUGCCGUCCUUGGAAGCAAAGUGCCGCUCAGCAUCCCACUUGAAGUGAUGGAUCGAGGCUUGUUCGGGGAACUCAAUGCUCAGCUUGUCUUGCUGCUGACCCCCUGCAUGCGUCAGUUCCCAAAUCUGCAAACAAACCUGUGCCAGAUCCAAGUGCUGUUCUACGCUCCCAGUAAAAUCCCAGUCAUAGGCCCUUCCCACUUCUUCCAGAGUCUCCCCAGUCAUAUUGAUGGUCAGGAACUGGGACUGCACAGUCUUCAGUGGUCUGGCUUCACAGAUCCUUCAAACUGUGGCAACAUUGUCUUCACAGUGGAGUCAGAACACCCUUCCGAGUCAGAGGAAAGGGAAAGAUGUCUCCUCUUCGAGCAGAAUCUGUCUGUUUUUGUCUUCCUACGGCACAGCGACCCCUUCAUGUCUCAUUUCUCUGAAGUCUUGUCGACUGAGACACUCCUAGGGCACCACCUUGAGGACAUUCUUCAGAACAACAGGCAGGCGGUCGUGGCAGCUUUUCAGAACGAUCUGAGAAGCACUUUGAAAUUGCAAAAUCAAAGGAGAAAGAAUCAUCAAAAGUUCAAGUCGGGAGUGAGGAUGAUGCUCAAGUCUACCAUGAGUAUUGUGAGGUCCAGCUGCAGCGUGGACUUCAGGAGAGCCUGCUUCACCCGCAUGAUGGUAAAUAACUCUCAUGAUCUGUCCACCUCCCUGGGUGAAUCACUAACCAGAGUGACAUCAUGGAAAUUUGUUCGCAACAGCAGAUGCUUCUCUGCUCGGGAAGAGGACGGCCCCGGGCUUAAUGGUGUCUCCAGACCAGCAAUGUGAUCACGUCUGUGGUCUGAAGGUUCAGCAUAUGGCGAGACGUUCACUGUGAUAUUGAGGUGUUUUUGUACGUUCGAUGUGUAGUUCUGUUGUCUCUGCCUUAGUGAUUCUGAGAAGUCAGAAAGAACAGUGUUUAUUUUCAGAUGAUAUUAACUCUCAGACUAAGGUUCUAAGGACGAAGGAUAUAUAACUUGAAUGAUGUUACUUCAGAAACUGACUUCCCUUUCAUUUGAAAAUAAAAGCAGAACCAUAAACCUCAAGGUCUCUUCUCUGAAGCAGACUAAAGGGUUCUGAAAAAACUCAUCCGAGGCUUUAAUGAAUGGGUUUGUUUUUUUUAGAUCAGUGUGGCAGUGUGGAAGCUGCGGUGGCUCCUGAAGGCUGUGGAGGAAACCAAAUGUGUUUGUGGGAGCCACAAUUUUACAUUCACACUGAAGAUAAGAGUAAUAUUGUGUCAGCCGUUUAAAGACUGGACCCUCUGCCCAUGUGAAGGACAAAAAUAGCACUCAAAAAGAGAAAGCAGAUGUUAAACCACAGUUUCCACCAUCAGAUGCGGAGAAGCUGAUGAAUGCGGGGAAAAGUAUGUUAGAUCCUUGAAUGGAAAUUUCUGUUCCUCAAGGAAAUGUCUUGCUUUGUAGUAGGAUUUUAUUCUUAUGGUUUCAUAAGAAUAAGAGAGUGUGUGUGUGGCAACAGAUGGGGUUUUGCAUUACUUCCUCCCAUGUAUAUUUGAGAGCCUGUUUAAAGGCUCUUGUUUGUGGAGUGAAACCAGAAACGCAGAAGGAUGACAGUCAAGCUGUGUUUUAUCGUCUCCAAGAAAGGAAGUUGGCUUCUUCAGCAUUAUUUGUGAGCAUGGUUGAUGCUGUAGUUAAUGAAGAUUUGCCUUCUGCUUCAUUCAUGUCUGACACACUGUACUUGGAUUGGGAUUGGGUCAGCUCUACAUCUGAGGCCUUGGUUCUCAUCAGUUACUGUUUGAGCUACUCAUUCACUGCAUACCAAAUAUCCAGCUACCGCUCACUUACUAUUUUAUUUUGAUUUUGAUGUUCCUUCCCUUUUCCUUCUCUGUUUACUUCCUGUCAGUCCGUGAUUUCCUUCCCCAUCCUUCUGUAAUUCACCCAUGUGUAAUUUAUCUUUUUUUUAGAUGUUUUUUUUUUAAAUAACUGUGGUGCUGUCUUUCAGGCCGUUUGUUUCGUAUGAGUGCAUUUUUUUCGUUUUCAUUUCCUCUCUUGAUUAUUCCCCUGAGAGAUCUGAACUUUUUUAAACAUCCCCUUGUUCCUUUUGCUGUUUACAUCUUUGAUCACCACUUCCUUCAUAUUUCAUCCCACUCAGCUAUCUCUCAAACAUGUGCUUCUUCUCCCCCUUAUGUGCUCUCAGUGCAGGUCACUUCCUCUCUGGGCCAGUAGUACAUUUAUGGUGAUGUAUCUAUUAAGACUGAUUAUAUGAACUAGUGUGUUGUUUCAUUUUUUCAUUAAGUGAAAAGAUAGACAGACAUUUCGGCAUGACAAGAUUUGUUUCUUUAGCUCUUAGUAUAUUUGCAAAUCUUCUCAGUAAUGUACAACAAAUGUUAAUUGUGAAUGAACAGAAGUAUGUGUUGCUUUUAACAUGGUUGAACCAGAGUUCAUUACCUGAGAAAAUGUAAUGUGUGAGAAAUGUGAAAAUGUGAGAAAUUUAUUUACAUGUGUUAGCUGCUUCCUUCUACAUGUGUUUAAUUAUGAACAAGGCUUCAACUGGACUGGAAAUGUCACCACGUAACGUUGACUCAGGGGAACCACCUCCCUCGCUCAGCGGGCGUCGUGCAGCCAGGGACACAUCACCUGACCUUUUCUCUGAAUUAGGA
Molecule: messenger RNA, 3281 nt
Organism: Synchiropus splendidus (mandarinfish)
Lineage: Eukaryota; Metazoa; Chordata; Actinopteri; Syngnathiformes; Callionymidae
Gene: top6bl
Product: DUF4554 domain-containing protein
Exons: 14
Coding region: 83-1453 (456 amino acids)
Biological process (GO): meiotic DNA double-strand break formation
Source: RefSeq, a predicted model, not a curated record